Molecule: messenger RNA, 672 nt
Organism: Pediculus humanus corporis (human body louse)
Lineage: Eukaryota; Metazoa; Arthropoda; Insecta; Psocodea; Pediculidae
Exons: 5
Coding region: 1-672 (223 amino acids)
Biological process (GO): protein neddylation; positive regulation of ubiquitin-protein transferase activity
Cellular component (GO): ubiquitin ligase complex
Molecular function (GO): ubiquitin-like protein binding; cullin family protein binding; ubiquitin conjugating enzyme binding
Source: RefSeq, a predicted model, not a curated record
AUGGGGGAUUCCCACAGAAUAAAAUCAGAUGAUGAAUUUUUAUUUAGGAGAGUAUCAAAGUCUGAAGACACAUCCAGCUUUAGCCAAAAAAAAUGUUUAACUUGGUUUCGAGAGUACACAACUCCUGAUGAUCCAGACACUCUAGGGCCUGAGGGAAUGGAAAAAUUUUGUGAGGAUAUAGGAGUAGAACCUGAGAAUGUUGUUAUGUUGGUAUUAGCAUGGAAAAUGAAUGCUCAUCAAAUGGGAUUUUUUAGUCAGCAAGAAUGGCUUAGGGGUCUUGUCGAGUUACAGUGUGAUACAAUCUCAAAACUUCAAAACAAAUUGGAUUACCUUAGAUCACUUUUAAAUGAUCCUCCAACAUUUAAAAGCAUUUAUAGAUAUGCUUACGAUUUUGCUAGAGAUAAAGAUCAACGUAGUAUGGAUAUUGAAACAGCUAAAGCUAUGCUCCAGCUACUUUUAGGAAAGCAUUGGAGCUUAUUCGGACAGUUUAAUUUAUUCUUAGAGCAAUCCAAGUAUAAAGUAAUUAAUAAGGAUCAAUGGUGUAACAUUCUUGAAUUUUCUCGUACCAAUAACUCAGACUUAAACAAUUAUGAUGUGGAUGGAGCAUGGCCUGUUUUAUUAGAUGAAUUUGUUGAAUGGUUCAGAGGUACCAAAGAUGGUCGUCGAAGCUGA